AUGUAAUGUCACUCGAUGACAGAUACUUUUUAUUUUUUUUUCGAUUGAAAGUUUUAAAUUAAAACAAUGUUACAGAGAUAUAUUUGUAAAUAUUUAAGUGCAAAAUUAUAUAAUAAACAAAAUAAUAUAAUAUUUAACUUAAGAUUUCAAACCUAUUCCUGUAAACAAUGUGAAUUCAGGUCAGAUUGUAGUCAAAAAGUCCCUACAUUACGAAAUACUGAAAGAAGUUUAUUGUAUAAAAAAGAUAAAUUCUUUGUAAAAUUGAGGUAUUCUACCCAAGUGGAUGCCCAAAACAAGAAUGGGAGUAUCGAAACCCUUAAAGAUAAAGCGGAAAUUACGACCUCAAAGAAAAUAAACGUAAAGUUAAAGCCAUCAGAACUAAGAAGACUUCUAACUUUGGCAGAGCCUGAAAAAUGGACUCUUGCUGGUGCUAUUGGUUUUUUAGUAAUAUCAUCUAGUGUGACAAUGGCGGUUCCAUUUUCAUUGGGCAUGGUGUUAGAUAUUAUAUACAGCGGUACAAAUGAUUUAGUGACAGCUAGAGAAAAACUGGACCAAUUGUGCUUAAUGUUAUGUGGGGUUUUUCUUAUCGGCGGUCUUUGCAACUUCGGCAGAGUGUACUUGAUGUCAAUAUCUGGGCAGAGAAUGACACAGGCGCUUCGUAAGCAAGUAUUCUCGUCAAUUAUGCGUCAAGAGACAGCGUGGUUUGGUCGGACGGCGACGGGUGAACUAGUGAAUAGAUUAUCAGCAGAUACACAAUUAGUUGGACGGAAUCUUAGCUCCAAUGUUAGUGAUGGACUAAGAUCUCUGUUCAUGGUCGGAGCGGGAACAGGGAUGAUGUUUUAUAUGUCGCCGUCAUUAGCGUUGAUAGGGCUGUGCGUAGUACCGCCAGUAUCAAUGCUGGCAGUCGUAUACGGUCGAUUUGUUCGGGGCAUCACUAGGCAAUUACAAGACGCACUAGCUGAAACUACCGAGCUUGCCGAAGAGAAGAUUUCGAACAUAAAAACUGUGAAAGCAUUUAGCAAGGAAAAAAAGGAAUGUGAGUCAUACGCGCAGAGAAUUGAGGCCUUACUCAAAUUAGCCUAUAAAGAGUCAUUAGCUGUUGGCAGCUUUUACGGUUUGACGGGUUUAUCUGGUAAUACAAUAAUAAUAUUGGUGCUUUACUAUGGUGGGGGAAUGGUGGCCACAGAACAGAUGACUGUUGGAAAUCUAACAUCUUUUCUAUUAUAUGCAGCUUAUGUUGGUAUAAGUAUCGGUGGAUUGAGUAGUUUCUAUACCGAAUUAAAUAAGGGCAUGGGAGCUGCUUCAAGGCUUUGGGAAAUAAUGGAUCGUGAACCAAAAAUACCAACUUCAGGGGGUCUUAGACCAAAACACAGACCUAAAGGUGAAUUAAUAUUAGAGAAUAUAAAGUAUUCCUACGAAGGAGCACCUUUAAUAAAAGGUUUAAGCUUACAUUUGCUGCCUGGUAAAAGUGUAGCUUUAGUCGGAAGGUCUGGAUGUGGUAAAAGUACAAUAGCAUCCCUUAUAUUGAGGUUAUAUGACCCUGAUAGUGGGAAAAUCUUGUUAGAUGGAGUGGAUAUAAGGCAAUUGGAUCCAGUGUGGCUAAGAAGUCACAUAGGGUUUGUUAGUCAGGAACCGGUUCUUUUUAGUGGAUCUAUAAAAGAAAACAUCUUAUAUGGUGCUAAUGAUGAGGACCAAAUUAUGGAAAAUGGGAAGGACACGGCGUGGCUAGCGGCGGCCCGAGCGGCCCAGCUACAGGAAGUAGCGGCGGGCUCGCAGGGCUGGCAGCGAGAGGUCGGCGCGCGCGGCUCGCAGCUCAGCGGCGGCCAGAAACAGCGCGUCGCCAUCGCUCGCGCCAUUGUCAAGAAUCCAAAAAUCCUCAUACUCGACGAAGCUACCUCAGCACUAGAUACCUAUUCAGAAUACUUAGUCGACAAAGCGCUCAAAGAAAUAAGUAGAGAUAGGACACUUCUAACAAUAGCCCAUAGACUGAGCACCAUACAAUCAGCAGAUGAAGUAGCAGUUAUAGGGGACGGGGUUAUUGUAGAAAAAGGAACGUAUUCCGAACUGAUGGCGAAACCAAACGGUUAUUUCAAAGAACUAAUAAAUCAUCAAAUGUUCACAAAUUCUAAGCCUAAAACUGCAACAAAUUCACAAAACAGUUAAUACAAAAUCUCUUCGAUUUUUUUUUUUUGCGUUAGGGCCUUUUAUCGGAUACACAUCGAAAUAUUUUUGUAUGCCAGUAUAUUUCUGAUCAUAAAUUGUUAAUCGAAAAUAUGCAUAGUACAUGACAAAUUACCGAUUUAUUUCACGCCUCCAAAGGAUAAUGUUUAUUUUUAAACAUAAUUUGAAGUCUUUUUGGAUACUAUUGUAGUAAAAAGAAUCGAUUAAAUAAAUAUUAUGUUGGACGUCAAAAUUUUUGAUAGCAAAGUGACGAAAUAAAUAAUAACAUUUGACAAAAUAAGCUGUUUUUUAUCAUGUCGGGAAAGUAUUAACUAAGAAGCUUAUUAAAUGUAACUGCUGAAAAAUUCUUGAAUUUUUUUUCAAUUAAAUAUUUUCUUUCUACCAUAAUAGAAUAUCUAACUGGCUGGACUUUAACCGGACUGCAAUUCUGGACUAAACCCCGACCGAUAAAAUCGUGAAUUUAGUCCACUUAUCGAAUUUGAUAUGUUUUAUUAAAUUUACGAUUAAACGCUU
This is a messenger RNA of Melitaea cinxia (Glanville fritillary), 2694 nucleotides long. RefSeq names its product ATP-binding cassette sub-family B member 10, mitochondrial. Gene Ontology annotation, biological process: transmembrane transport. Lineage: Eukaryota; Metazoa; Arthropoda; Insecta; Lepidoptera; Nymphalidae. The transcript is spliced from 10 exons. Gene Ontology annotation, cellular component: membrane. Gene Ontology annotation, molecular function: ATP binding; ABC-type oligopeptide transporter activity; ATP hydrolysis activity. The coding region runs from base 67 to 2163 and encodes 698 amino acids. The record is from RefSeq and is a predicted model, not a curated record.